ACAAACUUCCAACUCAUUCCUCAACAAUCUCACCGGCAUUCAACUAUAGGUCACAUCACCGGCAUUCAACUAUAGCAUUCCUCAACUCAUCACUCAUCACUCGACGGAUCAAUGGCGUCGCUAUCCAUGAGCGCGGCCGGGAGGGCGGCGGGGUGGACGCCGAAACAGAACAAGCUGUUCGAGCAAGCGCUGGCAGUGCACGACAGGGACACGCCCGACCGCUGGCACAACGUUGCCCGCGCCGUUGGCGGCGGCAAGUCGGCUGAUGACGUGAGGCGCUACUACGAGCUGCUCGUCCACGAUGUCGCCAACAUCGAGGCCGGCAAGGUGCCCUUCCCCGCCUACCGUCCCCCCUGCCCCGGCCCCAACGUUGGCUACGAGGCCGACAGGCUGAAGCACUUGAAGAUCUAGCGAGAUAGCUGGUAGGUACAUGGAUAUGAAGCAUAUAUGUGCGUGCUGGCCAGCAUGGAUGGGGAUAUCCUAUGAUAUGAUAUGAUAUGCAUGCAAGUCAUGGCGUGCAUGCAACUGUAUAUGCAAGGCUGCUAGCUAGAAGAAAGAGUCGACCGAUGCAUGUUCAUAUGUAUACAUAAUUAUUAUUUGGCAAUAGUAGCUAGUACAGUACAUAUUACAUGUUAUAGGAUGGUCUGUCUCCUUCUCCUGUUUGUAAAUCGCAGUUUUCCUUAUGUAAAUGUACAUUAUAUGGUCUGCAACAAAAAUACAGUACUCCCUCCA
This is a messenger RNA of Triticum dicoccoides, 732 nucleotides long. Its product is annotated as protein RADIALIS-like 3. The record is from RefSeq and is a predicted model, not a curated record. NCBI's taxonomy places the organism in Eukaryota, Viridiplantae, Streptophyta, Magnoliopsida, Poales, Poaceae. Bases 112 to 411 code for a protein of 99 amino acids. Gene Ontology annotation, molecular function: DNA-binding transcription factor activity. The transcript has 2 exons.